Molecule: messenger RNA, 3699 nt
Organism: Chelmon rostratus (copperband butterflyfish)
Lineage: Eukaryota; Metazoa; Chordata; Actinopteri; Chaetodontiformes; Chaetodontidae
Gene: sympk
Product: symplekin
Exons: 26
Coding region: 205-3684 (1159 amino acids)
Cellular component (GO): mRNA cleavage and polyadenylation specificity factor complex
Source: RefSeq, a predicted model, not a curated record
AAUUAAACAUGGCAGCUUCCCAAAUGGGCGAGCAGAGUUGUUGAUCUUAUUGAUUAUGUUAAAUCUACUACAUUAUUCAGUCUAUCACACUAGUCACAUUUAGUUACUUCCUACGACGAACUAAAGAGUCGGUGUGGCGGUUGCAGUUUUAAAAGCAUUUUGAAGAUCAUGUUGUCCACAAAGUGAGGGAAGCAGAAACACAUCAUGGAGCUUUCCUCUGAGGAGGGGGACACUCCCCAUGUCAUCGAUAUGACCACCAGUGAGAGGGUGGUGGAUCUUCUGAAUCAGGCUGCCCUGAUACCUGCAGAUGAGAAGCUAACAGUGCUGAAACAGGUCCAGGAGCUCAUCAUCAAUAAGGAUCCUUCUCUUCUUGACAAUUUCUUGGAUGAGAUGAUCGCGUUUCAGACUGACAAGUCUAUCGAAGUGAGAAAAUUUGUCAUUGGCUUCAUAGAGGAAGCAUGUAAAAGGGACAGUGAGCUCCUCCUCAGACUGAUUGCCAAUCUGAACAUGUUGUUGAGGGAUGACAGUGUGAAUGUGGUGAAGAAAGCCAUCCUCACACUCAGCCAGCUGUACAAAGUUACUCUGCAGUGGCUGGUGCGCUCUAAAGCAGUGUCCGAGAGGCAGGAGGCAUGCUGGGAUCUGGUUACACAGAUGAAAGGGGAUGUUCUGGCCUUGCUGGACUCCGAAAAUGACGGCGUUCGCACUCACGCCAUCAAGUUCACAGAAUCAUUAAUCAUUACUCUGUCACCGCGAACCUCAGACUCCGACGUCCCCAAGCGACAGGAGGGUGACAUCAGCCUGGACAAAGUUCCCAAAGAUCACUCGUACAUUCGCUACGAUGUUUUGUGUGAGGAGGGAAAGACUGCAUUGGAGAGGCUGCUGAAGUUCAUGGUCCAUCCGGCCAUUUCCAGCAUUAACCUCACCACAGCACUCGGCUCCCUGGCCACCAUCGCCCGUCAGAGGCCAAUGUUCAUGUCAGAGGUGGUGCAGGCUUAUGAGACACUGCAUGCAAACCUGCCACCCACUCUGGCCAAGUCUCAGGUCAGCAGCGUGCGGAAGAACCUUAAGCUGCACUUGGUGGCGGUCCUCAAGCAUCCCUGCAGCCUGGAGUUCCAGGGUCAGAUUAGCACUCUGCUGCUGGACCUGGGAAUGCCCCAGAGUGAAAUAACCCGCUCUACACCUGCACCGCGUGAGCAGCGCAAAAGGCCUCGCCAUGAGCAAUACACAGAGGGAAAAAAGGUCAAGAUGGAGCCUCCCAUGAUUGAAGAUGAUGAGGAUAAAGAGGAGCCAGUCCCUCUCUCGGUGCCUAAGCCAGCUGCUGUUCCAGUAGCGCAGUCUGCCAUUGACCUCACAGCUGAGUUCCUGCACCCACUGCUCAACCCCGAGAACGUUGCCAACCUGGUGCUCAUCAGCAUGGUGUAUCUGCCUGAUGUCAUGCCAGCAUCCUUCCAGGCCACAUACACACCUGUAGAGUCAGCGGGCACUGAUGCUCAAAUUAAACAUCUGGCCAGGCUGAUGGCCACGCAGAUGACUGCGGCUGGAAUCGGUCCAGGACUUGAGCAGUGCAAAGCCAGACAGGACGAUGCAGGCAAAGAAGACGACAACGAGGACGACUCCGGCACUAAAGACCAGCUCAUCAAGCGCAAAGUUCCAGCUAUGAUGAUGGGACAAGCAAUCUCUGUGGUGGGAGGUUACACCGAAAAGUCUUCAAGCACAGAGGCGGCUCCCGCCACGGUGAAGAGGCUUCCUGAACCCAUCCUUCCUACAGCACAAACCAAAAUGACAGGGGCGAGCGGGAGGAAAAAAGUGUUUCGAUUGUCAGACGUCGUCCAGCCUUUAUCAGAGGGCCAGAUUGAAAAUUUAACCUCCAAAGCCAUCAAACGCAUCCUGCAUUCAGAGAAGGCGAUUGCUCAAAGUGGCAUGUCCCAUGUCAGAGUGAAGCUCCUCUCCAGGCUCGUGACGCAGUUCGAAGGGAUGAUGAAAGAAGACGUGCUAGAGUUUAUUCUGGAUGACAUCAGGACAAGGAGUGACCUGGCUUUUUCUCUCCUCUUCCAAGAGUACAACAGUUAUCUCAGCCAGCUGCCCUCUGGGCUGCUGGACAGCUACGACCACUGUCUGUACACUCUGCUGUCAGGCCUGCAGGAGAAGCCCGAGCAGAGGGACGGACUUUUCACCAAACUGGUCCUGGAGGCCCCCGUUAUAACAGAAUCAGCGUUGGAAGUAAUACGGCGUUACUGUGAGGACGAGUCCCGGGUGUAUUUGGGCAUGACGACUCUGAAGGAGCUUAUCGUCAAACGGCCCUCGAGGCAGUUUCAGUACCUGCAUGUUCUUCUUGAUCUCAGCUCACAUGAAAAAGAGAAGGUGAGGACCACCGCUUUGGCUUUUCUCAAGCGUAUGUAUGAGAAAGACCAGCUCAGGGACUACAUUGAGAAGUUUGCCCUGAACUACAUGCAGCUUCUGGUCCACCCCAACCCUCCAUCUCUGCUCUUUGGGGCUGACAAAGACACAGAGGUGGCCGCCCCCUGGACUGAAGAGACUGUGAGACAGUGUCUGUUCCUCUACCUGUCCCUGCUGCCUCUAAACCACCGGCUGGUCCACGAGCUGGCUUCUGUCUACACCGAGGCCAUCGCUGACAUCAAGCGCAGCGUGCUUCGAGCAAUAGAGCAGCCUAUCCGUGGAAUGGGCAUGAACUCUCCUGAGCUGCUGCUCUUGGUUGAAAACUGUCCUAAAGGAGCAGAGACGUUGGUUACUCGCUGUCUGCACAUUUUGACAGAUAAAGUGCCUCCAUCUCCAGAGCUGGUGGAGAGAGUGAGAGACCUUUACCACAAACGAGUGCCGGAUGUUCGCUUCCUGAUUCCAGUCAUCAACGGCCUUGAAAAGAACGAAGUGAUCCAGGCUCUGCCCAAGCUGAUCAAACUCAACCCGAUUGUAGUGAAGGAGGUGUUCAACCGUCUUUUAGGCACUCAGCACAGUGAGGGAAGUUCCACUGUGUCCCCUCUGACCCCAGGAGACCUGCUGAUCGCCUUACACAACAUAGACUCGACCAAAUGUGAUAUGAAGUCUAUCAUAAAAGCUACCAACCUGUGCUUUGGGGAGAAGAACGUGUACACGUCGGAGGUUUUGGCGGUGGUGAUGCAGCAGCUGAUGGAGCAGAGUCCCCUCCCCAUGCUGCUCAUGCGUACCGUCAUCCAGUCCCUCACCAUGUAUCCCCGACUCGGAGGCUUCGUCAUGAACAUCCUGUCCCGCCUCAUCGUCAAGCAGGUGUGGAAGUAUCCCAAGGUGUGGGAGGGAUUUGUGAAGUGCUGCCAGAGGACGAAGCCUCAGUCAUACAGCGUUCUCCUGCAGCUGCCGCCCGCACAGCUGACCAGCGUUUUUGAACGCUGCCCAGAGAUGAGAGAGCCUCUUCUACAGCACGUCCACUCCUUCACACCUCAUCAGCAAGCUCACAUACCGGCCUCCAUCAUGACGGUCCUGGAAGGAGAUAAAAAACCAGAACCGAAACCUGUGGAGCAGAAGUCGGAACCAGUGCCCGUCCCAGUUGAAGAAGAGGCUCCCACUGAGGAAGAGAUGCUGGUCCAGCAACAUCCAGCUGAUGAUGACGAAGAACCAAUAGAGCAAGAAGAGUCUAAUCCAGUGAUACAGGAGGAGACUGACACUGUCCCCCAGGUAAGAUCACAACCCUGAUUCCAAAACAGCUUU